AAGUCGGAGGGCGAUGGGCUGAUCCACAGAUCGGCGGCAGGUUCGCUCCAAACUCGCAGAAAGAACACAAACUCGGCCUCCCCCUCCCUGACCACCUGCCUUGUGCUGCAUCCGCCGGGCCGCAGUAGAAGACACAAGACUUCGGAAGAUGCCCUACGUGGACCGGCAGAACCGCAUCUGUGGCUUCCUGGACAUCGAGGAGAAUGAGAACAGCGGCAAGUUCCUGCGCCGCUACUUCAUCCUGGACACGCAGGAGGGCAGCCUGGUGUGGUAUAUGGACAACCCACAGAACCUCCCUCCAGGAACAGAAUGCGUUGGCUCCCUCAAGCUCACCUACAUUUCCAAGGUCAGUGAUGCCACCAAGCAAAGGCCAAAGGCUGAAUUUUGCUUUGUCAUCAACGCUGGCAUGAGGAAAUUCUUCCUGCAGGCCGACGACCAGCAGGACCUGGUGGAGUGGGUGAAUGUGCUGAACAAGGCCACCAAAAUCACAGUGCCAAAGUCUUGUGAUGCUCAGCAGAACUCUGAGAAUCAGAAGGCCCUCUUGGAUGUUCUGGGUGCCAAGAAGCAGGUGUCAUACAGGACUGAGAUCAUAGGGGGUGUCCCUAUCGUCACCCAGACACAGCAGGAGGGGGGUGAUGGGCAGAAUGGGACGGAUCAUGAGGGUCUGAAGAGGUCUCACAGCCAGCUCCCAUACUUCCUGGGCAAGUCAGCGCAGGAUAACUCGAUCAUCAAGGCGGGCUACUGCGUGAAGCAAGGGGCUGUGAUGAAGAACUGGAAGAGAAGAUAUUUUGUGCUGGAUGAAAAUUCAAUGAGUUACUUCAAGUCGGAUUUGGAGAAGGACCCCCUGCGUGUUAUCCCGCUGAAGGAAGUCCACAAAGUUCAGGAGUGCAAGCAAAGCGACAUACUGAUGAGGGACAACCUAUUUGAAGUUGUUACCACUUCUAGGACCUUUUAUAUACAGGCGGAAAGCCCAGAGGACAUGCACAGCUGGAUCAAGGCAAUGUCAGGAGCCAUUGUGGCCCAGCGAGGACCAGGCCGAUGUGCAGCCACUAUGCGGCAGGCCAGGCGGCUGUCGAACCCAUGUAUACAGAGGUAUACAUCCCGAAAUGGCAAAUGCAGCACCGACCAGGGUGCUCCCGGGCAUCGCUCGGCCAUACCCGCCAUGCCAACCGCCGCCCAGGGUGCCAUUUCCCAGCCCAGCGGCGUCGCGGACACGCGCCCUCUCUGCGCACAGCCUGGCCUGGGACAGCGAACACUUCAUGAGCCUGCUGCCCCGGCCCGUCCCAGGGGGGGUGCCGCCGGGGCGCGCCGCACGCCUCUCCCUGCAGGAGGCACGGCUGUCCAAGUGAGCAGCACGGAGUCGCCGUGGAGACGGCGCAGCAGCUUCGGGGAGAGCUCACCGGCUACUCCUCUUCCCUGCGUUGAUCUGGAGGACGUUGAUCUGCCAGUCAGCCUAGUGUGAAGGGAUCCCCUUUACUUUCCGUAGCCCUGCACCCAAAACGGACACAGGCUAGCAGGGGACUUGCAAGAAGAGCGCCUGGAAGAAGAGCAAGGAGGAGAGUGGAAUGGAGGCUUGAAGUAAACUGAACAAGCCGUUUGGACUAAACCAAGCAAAGGCAUCUUUUUCCACAGUGUACUUGUCCCAUGGUACGGAAGGGCUUGUUGUGCUGUUUAAAAUAUAUAUAUAUAAUGUGUGUAUGUAUGUGUGUAUAUAUAUGU
Messenger RNA from Scleropages formosus (Asian bonytongue), 1719 nucleotides. RefSeq names its product pleckstrin homology domain-containing family A member 1-like. The record is from RefSeq and is a predicted model, not a curated record. The transcript has 13 exons. Bases 149 to 1462 code for a protein of 437 amino acids. NCBI's taxonomy places the organism in Eukaryota, Metazoa, Chordata, Actinopteri, Osteoglossiformes, Osteoglossidae.